AUGGAAGAAAUAAAACGAAUGGUAUGUUGUUUUAUUGGUGCAUAUGGAGUUGGAAAAUCGUCAAUUGCUAAAAGUUUUGGAGAGGACAAUAUUGUUUUGGUUCAAGACCCUACGUUAAGUGAACGUUAUUUAAGAAAAUUUUAUAUAGAUCAAAACAUGAUUUAUAUUGAUGUUAUUGAUAGUCUAACAAUUGGAGGAAUUAUGUGGAUAGCUGGGGAGUCAAAGGUUGAUGUUAUCAUAUGUGUAUUUUCUCUAGGAAAUAAAGAGUCAUUUAAUACAAUGAAAAAAUUACAAAAAGAAGUUGAGAGCUAUUUAAAAUAUAAAGUUAUUUGGAUUGUUUGUGGUACUAUGGCAGAUUUACCAAAACAUAUUGACCAAAAUGAAAUUUAUAAAUAUGUGAGAGAAUUAAACUCAAAAUAUUAUGAAGUAUCACUUUUACAUCAAAAUAUAGAUAUUAUAUCAAUUUUUAUUCAAGCUGCUUAUGACUGGCUUUUAAUAGACAAUAAAGAAACAAAUUCAGACUCUGUUGAGAAGAGUCAUUGUACAUAUUUAUAA
Messenger RNA from Entamoeba histolytica HM-1:IMSS, 555 nucleotides. Its product is annotated as GTP-binding protein, Ras family. Gene Ontology annotation, biological process: signal transduction. NCBI's taxonomy places the organism in Eukaryota, Evosea, Mastigamoebida, Endamoebidae. Gene Ontology annotation, molecular function: GTP binding; GTPase activity; GDP binding. The coding region runs from base 1 to 555 and encodes 184 amino acids. Gene Ontology annotation, cellular component: plasma membrane. The record is from RefSeq and is a predicted model, not a curated record. The transcript has a single exon.